Messenger RNA from Ceratosolen solmsi marchali, 1921 nucleotides. RefSeq names its product putative zinc metalloproteinase C607.06c. The coding region runs from base 146 to 1804 and encodes 552 amino acids. The transcript is spliced from 5 exons. NCBI's taxonomy places the organism in Eukaryota, Metazoa, Arthropoda, Insecta, Hymenoptera, Agaonidae. The record is from RefSeq and is a predicted model, not a curated record.
CUGGUUGAACUUGUCCAAAGUAUUUGAGUCUUAAGUGCUUUUGUUUUUCUGCUCCUCGCAUUAUUUAACACUUCUAUACGUCUAUAAGACCAUUUAUAUCCUUUUUUCUCCAAUUUGAGUAUAUAUUUUGCAGUACAUCAUCGCCAUGGUAUUGGCAGGUAAUAUAUCAGUAUCAGAAAACUUAUGUUUGCAUCAUCGAAAUAAUCCAUUGUUAUAUUCUAAUAAUAAUCAAGAUGGUAUUUUUGUUAAAAAUGUAUUGGAGGGUGAGACCCUCAAUUAUAGUUUGGCUCUUCUUUGUGGUCAAGUUCCUACCACCUGUUCAUACAUCAAAGUAUUGAGUGACAACAAACAUCAAAUAUCUGAGUGGCCAAUCAUUGAUAAAGAAUUUCGUAUUUUACUGGAAUUACAGCGAGGUAUUAAUAAAUUUGUGCUUGAAGCUGGAGGUUUCAAAAAAAAGUUGAAUCUGAAAUACGAACCAAGAACAACAAAGCUACGUGUUACACCUAUUUACAUCAUUUGUGAUGGCCAUGAUGGUCACUUUCAGGGUCCGUGUAGUGAAAAUCGUUCGCCAGAAAGCGCGGCAACACGAAUAGGCCUGGGUGCUCGCCUUCUACAGACCCUAACUGCAGAGAAACUACAUGAAGCUGGACAUGGUAGAAAAACGUUCCAAUUGGAGCGUGAUUUGGAUGGCCCAGAAUGUGUAGUAAUGCAUAGCGUAUUACACGUAGAUCAAGCUCGAGCGAUGUCGCAGCGAGAACUCUGGGAAUUAGUGGGUAGAGAAUUGAUGACAGGCCCACUAGCUUCUAAAAAUCGUAAAUACAUGGCCUUUUUAUCGUGUACAAAAUAUAGAGGAGCACCUAGUCCCAGAACUCACGAGGACAUCUUAUCAAGAACUCAAGGACACGCUUCAUUAGGUGGUGGUGGGCUUGCGCUUUUUGGUUCGGCUUGUUUGCACACGUGGCCAACUUCCAUAUCACAGAUCCAGUAUCGAUUCCUCGAUAUGACAGUGAUUGACACCGAAUAUCUAAUGGAUGAUAGUAAUUACCGAGGUACAUAUGGUGGCUGUCUCGCUACAACCCUUGGUUCGGUCCUUCAUGAACUUGGACACACUUUUGAUUUAGGUCAUACACGGGACGGUAUAAUGGGUCGUGGAUUCGAUUAUGUUGAUCGUGUAUUUUUAGGAACAGCAAGUAUUGAGAUAAAUCGAAAUAUAAUUAUGCGAUGUAAGCCUCAGCAUACAACCAUUACUUUAACUCGUCCAUUAAGCAUAACAGUUACCAUUCAACAGCCUGAUGUAGCAAAUCCUACACAAAGCAGUCUUAUUCCGCAGAUCUCAAAACCACUGUCUACUAAUUUUGAUAAAUUAAAUUUCUCAACUUUGCAACGACUAUCAACACCAACAAGUCCAAAAUUAAACCAGUCUCUCACAGAAGUUAUUUUCAAUGAUAAAAAAACAGAAUCGCAAAUGGACAAGACAUAUUGGGGAAGUGCAUGUGCUACUUUGUUAGCUUACCACCGUUGGUUUAAUUCAGAAUUUGAUAGCAUACAAACCAAGAAUUGUAAUGAUUUAAAAUACGACAUCAAAAGAAAUGUUGUACAAUCACGGUUCGGUGUGCGUAUAAUUGAACUAAGAGAGUCAGUGGGUGCUAUGGUUAUAGAAUCUCGUCAAUUCCUUGGCAAUCACUUGACAUUGGAGACAAUAGUACCAGUUCCACCACCUUACUGCAUCAGCGCAGUAAUCCUCUUUGCUGAAGACUCAAUUGGCAAUAUACUUAAGUACCCCCUUCCAACAGAAUUUUACUAGUACAAGCUAUUUAUCAUAAAUUCAAUUCUUUACUGUAAUUCUUAGAAAGAAUUUCUAUCUCAUUUUAUAGUCCAUCAUUCAUUAUUUUAUCUAAAGAUUGAAUUAAUAUAAAUAUUA